AACAAAUCUAUUUAACAGUAUGUUAGAUAAUAGAUCCUUAUUUCAGGAUGCGAAAAGAAGAUAUCUUGAAAAAAUCUGCAGUCCAAACUGAGGUGAAAGAUGAAUUAACUGAUCGUAAAGAAAUUGUGCCUGUCAAUGAUACGACGCCUUAUUUAAAUGAUAAUGUCUCCGAUAGUUUUGCAGUCAAAAAUGAGGCGACAGAUUUACCAACUAAUCGUGAAGUAAUUGUGCCUGUCAAUAAUGAGACGCCGCAUUCAAACGACAUUUUCUCCCAAACUAAUGCAGUCAAAAUUGAGGAGACAUAUGUACUAACUAAACGUGAGGAAAUUGAGUCUGUCAAUAAUGAGCCGGAUGGUAGCGAUUUUGAAGGUUUCAUAGACAAUAAUGAGAAGAAAGAUGUAGCAACGAAUCGUGAUAAAAUGGAGCAUUCUAAUAAGGAGACGAAUGAUAGUGAUUGCAAUCUAAUAGAAAAUAAUAAAGAAAAUGAUGAAUCAACAAAUCGAUUUGAGCCAGUCGAUGCAAGAAUCAAGGUAUAUUGCUGUAACUUUAAUUUUGUAGUAGUAUUUCUAGUCUUACAAUAG
Molecule: messenger RNA, 581 nt
Organism: Mytilus trossulus (common blue mussel)
Lineage: Eukaryota; Metazoa; Mollusca; Bivalvia; Mytilida; Mytilidae
Exons: 5
Coding region: 48-581 (177 amino acids)
Source: RefSeq, a predicted model, not a curated record